AUGGCAAGAGUGUGUGAAUCCUGUGCAUCCAGCCUAGAAGGUUCUGUCCUCUCCCAAGAGGGAACCGUAAAAAACAAAGGGGGGUGGGAUUCCCUCGAGGUCCAGUGGUUAGGACUUCCAAUUCAGGGGGCGCAGGUUCAAUCCCUCAUCGGGGAACUAAUAUCCCAGGAGCCACAGGGCACCGCCAAACCCCCCCCCCUCCCCCCCCCCCCCCCCCCGCAGAAAAACAAAGGCAGAUCAAGGGACUCUCCAAGAGUCAGCAGCCAAAGAAGCCUUUUUUUUUAUGAUUACAGAUGUGAUCGUGUUCUGUCUCCCUUGCUUUGA
Molecule: messenger RNA, 324 nt
Organism: Rangifer tarandus platyrhynchus (Svalbard reindeer)
Lineage: Eukaryota; Metazoa; Chordata; Mammalia; Artiodactyla; Cervidae
Source: the annotation of a GenBank genome assembly